This is a messenger RNA of Mastomys coucha (southern multimammate mouse), 1996 nucleotides long. RefSeq names its product ADP ribosylation factor like GTPase 9 (gene Arl9). Bases 16 to 1881 code for a protein of 621 amino acids. The record is from RefSeq and is a predicted model, not a curated record. Gene Ontology annotation, molecular function: GTP binding; GTPase activity. The transcript is spliced from 4 exons. NCBI's taxonomy places the organism in Eukaryota, Metazoa, Chordata, Mammalia, Rodentia, Muridae.
GCUCACUAACGCAAAAUGCCAGACCGCCAGCUGCGCUCACUGGCGAGGACUGUGGUGACCGCGGGUGUGGCCUACGCCUUGUGGUUCUACGUCUCCACCUUGUGCCCCGCCACACACCAGGACCAGCCACACCUGCCAGGAUCCAGGGCCGAGGCUCCGGCGCGCGGGCGCGCAGGGGACAGAAAGGGAAAGGCGGAGGCGGGGAUGGAGAAGGUGAAGAUUAAGAAAGAGAGUCAAAGGUUUUCUUCGACCAGUAAGGAAACAGCGGUAAAGGUAGAGAAGGAAAAAGGGAAGGACCUGGAAGUAAAAAGCAAGGAGAAGGGGAAAGAGAAAGGGAAGGAAGAGGAGAAAAAGUCGGUGGAGCCGAAAAACAAGGGGAAUGAGAUAGGGAAAGGAGAAGAGAGGGAGAAGGAGGUAGGGCUGAAAAUCAACCAAGGGAAAGAGAACGAAGACGAGAAAAGGAAGAAUGUGGGCGUGAAAACCAAGGAGAACGGCAAAGACAAAGGGAAGGAGGAAGAGAAAAAGAAAGGUGUGGAUAUGAAAUCCAAGGAGAACGGCAAAGACAAAGGGAAGGAAGAGGAGAAAAAGAAGAGUGUGGACGUGAAAUCCAAGGAGAACGGGAAAGACAAAGGGAAGGAGGAGGAGAAAAAGAAGAGUGUGGACAUGAAAACCAAGGAGAACGGGAAAGGGAAAGAAGAGAAAAGAAAGAGUGUGGACACGAAGACCAAGGAAACUGGAAAAGAGAAGGAAGAGGAGAAAAGAAAGAGUGCGGACCUGAAGACCAAGGAAACCGGAAAAGAGAAGGAAGAGGAGAAAAGGAAGAGUGCGGACCUGAAGACCAAGGAAACCGGAAAAGAGAAAGAAGAAGAGAAAAGAAAGAGUGUGGACAUGAAGACCAAGGAAACCGGAAAAGAGAAGGGAGAAGAGAAAAGAAAGAGUGCGGACCUGAAGACCAAGGAAACCGGAAAAGAGAAGGAAGAGGAGAAAAGGAAGAGUGCGGACCUGAAGACCAAGGAAACCGGAAAAGAGAAAGAAGAAGAGAAAAGAAAGAGUGUGGACAUGAAGACCAAGGAAACCGGAAAAGAGAAGAGAGAAGAGAAAAGAAAGAGUGCGGACCUGAAGACCAAGGAAACCGGAAAAGAGAAGAGAGAAGAGAAAAGAAAGAGUGCGGACCUGAAGACUAAGGAGAAUGGGAAAGACAAAGAGAAGCAGGAAGAGAAAAAGGAAAAUGACGUGAAAGGCAAGGAGAAUGGGACAGGGAUGGAAGCCAAGAAGGAGCAAGGGACGAAGAAAGAGAAUGAACAGGUCACAGAACAUGUCAAGGAGAACAGCAGCACCUUCAUUAAAACCCUGUACCCGCCGCUGAUGGAAAAUAAGCAGAUCCUAGUACUAGGUCUGGAUGGAGCAGGAAAGACCAGCGUCCUCCACUUGCUGGCUUCCAACACAGUCCAGCCCAGCAUAGCACCCACCCAAGGUUUCAACACAGUCCAUAUCAACUCUGAAGACAGGCAAAUGGAGUUCCUGGAGAUUGGUGGCAGUGAACCAUUCCGCUCCUACGGGGAAUUGUACCUACCCAAGGGGCAGCUGCUGAUCUUUGUGGUAGAUUCAGCUGAUCACAAACGAUUACCUGAAGCCAAGAAAUACCUUCAUCAGUUAAUUAAUCCAAAUCCAGGGCUCCCUCUGGUAGUGUUUGCCAACAAACAGGAUCUAGAAUCGGCUUAUCGCAUUACAGACAUCCAUGACGCUUUGGCUCUCUCUGAAGUGGGGAACAACAGGAAACUGUUCUUGUUUGGAACUCAGGUGACCAGGAAUGGGUCAGAGAUCCCCUACACCAUGCAAGAUGCCAAAGACCUGAUUACACAUCUGGCCAUAAAUAUGUAGAAGAGACUCGGACCCGCCCGGCCCACUACUCAGCUCCCAUACAACCACCACCAGAGAGGGGCUGAGAGGCAGGCUUAAGCCAAAGCUUUCCACUUUCAAUAAAAAAUAAACCCAA